GUGUUGGGGGAAGCUCUCCAGAGAAGUGAGCUUCUGCAGGGUGAAUAGGAGUUAGCUCAGCUGUCAGAGGGUAAGAGGUGGAGAGGGGUGAAAAGGCACUUCAGACAUUUUUGAGCACGAGUGGGUGUCCCGAAGAGCUGUGUAGGAGCCCUGUUAGGUGGGGAUAGGAGUCGUGAGGGUAGAGGAGGAGGAGACAGGGCUGGGUUGUAGAGAGUUGCCUAACUGGACUAGCGAGCAUUUUCACCAUUGUCUCAGAGUAGCAGGGAGCCAUUGAAGGUGCUUGAGCAGGGAGAAGUGUUUCGUAUGCUAAUGUUGACCCCAGGUGCAGAUGAGCGUGGAGAAAGGGGCUGACAGGGGCCAGAGGAGGUUCUGGUUGUGGUCCAGAUGAUGGAGGGCGAGGCUGCCCCAGGCAGCAGCUGCCCGGUUGAGGGGUGGGAACCCUGUGGAUUCCAGGAAUGUGAAGAAGGUGGUGAUGAUGGACAAGGGGAGGAGGGGCGGCCCGGGAAGGGGGAUCUUCUAGAGCUGUGCCCCUGGACUGGGGCUGCUUCAGGAGGGCAGAGGAGGGGUGGGAACUGACACCCACUGCCAGGCUCCAGGCCUUCCCCUGUCCGAGACUCACCAGGUGGGGCCACUCCCACGUGCACAAGAAGCUGCCACCUUGGGGGUGGGGAGGGCUGAAGUCAUGUUAUCAAGAAUUCUCAGUCCUGCCUACACCUGCCUGGCAUGAGCCAUCCAGGGUACCCUGGUCAUCCUGCUGUUUGUUCUCUGAGGAGCUGGGAUUCUGAGCACUUAAGAUUCUGACAUCAAGAGGCAGCCAUGAGGGCACUCAAGAUUAUUCCAACGGAAACCGUCUUAGACCUAAAUGGCUCAUUGAGUGUCUUCGUGGAAACCACGAGGGCAGUCAAGACUAUUCAAACGGAAACCGUCUUAGACCUAAAUGGCUCAUUGAGUGUCUGCGUGGAAACCACGAGGGCAGUCAAGAUUACUCAAAUGGAAACCGUCUUAGAUCUAAUUGGCUCAUUGAGUGUCUGCGUGGAAACCAUGAGGGCAGUCAAGAUUACUCAAACAGAAACCGUCUUAGAUCUAAUUGGCUCAUUGAGCGUCUGUGUGGAAACCACGAGGGCAGUCAAGAUUAUUCAAACGGAAACCGUCUUAGAUCUAAUUGGCUCAUUGAGUGUCUGCGUGGAAACCACGAGGGCAGUCAAGACUAUUCAAAUGGAAACCGUCUUAGAUCUAAUUGGCUCAUUGAAUGUCUGCGUGGAAACCACGAGGGCACUCGAGGUUAUUCAAACGGAAACCAUCUUAGACCUAAUUGGCUCAUUGAAUGUCUGCGUGGAAACCACGAGGACACUCGAGAUUAUUCAAAUAGAAACCGUCUUAGAUCUAAUUGGCUCAUUGAAUGUCUGUGUGAAACAGCAUUUUCUUUCUCAAGCCAGUGAGUCCUGGAGUUAGUGUGGCAGCUUUUUCACUGGAGACUUGUUUCUUAGGAAGCAGGUGCGACUAUAACGUGGGUGAGGUUUGCCUGCAGCUCAGCAACCCCAGUCUCUGUACAGAGUGGGAGCUGCCCUGAGCCCCGCAGGCUGUGGCCUUCUGCUUGCAUCCUGCUGACUCUGUCCUGCUUCUCUGUGUGCUCUUUCCUGCGGUGUGACAAACCCUCCCACACCUAGCGGCUGGCGGCUGUUCCCUGGCUGGCAAUUCUGUGGGCCAGGGAUUUGGACGGGGCUCGGUGGGGACAGCUCAUCUCUGACCCAUGAGGUGCUGCCUGGGGUCCCUCAGGCAGUGGCAUUUGGCUAUGGUGGGGCCCAAAGGCCCAGGAAAAUGCCGUGUCGGCUGUUGGUUGGGUUACCUCAGUUUCCCUCCAGGAACCUCACCCUCUGAUAGGACAGCCUGGGCUUCUCAAUGGUUCCAAGAGGGCAGAAGCAGAAGCUGCCAGGCCUCUGAUGGUCUCGGGGCAGGGCUGGGAGAGCAUCCCUCGUGCCACUUUAUGCCAGAGCCAUUACUGGCUGGCCCUGAUUCCAGGGAGGGAGUGGACCAGCCUCUUGAGAAGGGGCAGCCUCCGAGGGCAGGGGUAGGGGAAGCGAGUGGCUGGCUUUGCUGCGGCCACACCUGUGUGAUACAGCAAAAUGGGGCAGGCCCUGUUCUUCCCCCCCUUUCCCCAAACACACAGGCAAACAGGGAACAUGCACGCGCUGUGCUGGGGAAGGGCAGGGUGGGGUCAGCAGCCUCUCACCUACUUCCUUCCACCCAAGGCUGAGCACUGGGGGUCUCCUGGUUAUGGGUGCUUGGCUGGACACUGACACCACAGGCAGCUCAGGCUCCCUGCCAGCAAGGUGCUCAGCCUGGUGGCCGGGACAGCAGCAGACGGGGUUCUGCCCCAGAGGAGGCAUCCGUGAGAGCAUCACAGAGGGGCAGUCGGGGUCAGGAGACUGAAGGGGGCCAGGGGCCAAGAAAAGCAUCAUGAAGGGUGUGGUCAUGUGACCUGAGUUUGGAAAGGUCGGGGGUGUUCUAGGUGGCCAGUGGUAUGGAAGGUGGGGCCGGCAGCCUCCCGAGUGGAGAUGUAGGGGUGUGAAAGGUGGGGCCGGCAGCCUCCCGAGUGGAGAUGUAGGGGUGUGAAAGGUGGGGACGGCAGCCUCCCAAGUGGAGAUGUAGGCACACCUGGUGUGCAGAGGGAGCUUUGAGCAUUCCCGAGACUGUAGGGGGCUGGGUAGGAGCAGGGAGCCUGUGGGCAGGGGUGGAGCAUGAACCCAGGGAGGCCCAGCGAGAGCCCAGCCGUGCGGUGUCCUGGGAGGCCAUGGCCCGACGACUCGGCAGACCAGCAUUGGAGAUGGGCGUCUUCCUCCAGGGCCACUGAUGUCAGGGCCACUGAUGCUGGCGUGGAUGGGGGUGGCUGGCGAGGGUGCCAUGCGGGCACGUGGGGGCCCAAGGCUGGUGGUGGGCUGUGCUCCAGGCCUUGCCCAGCCAACUGCGUCUUCGGGGUGAGUGAUGCUCCAAGACGCCCCGUGGAAUGUGGGGCCGGCUCCACUCCUUCCGUAAUGGGGUUUUUUAUAGUCCGGGGACUCACUGUCCCUCGGCCACUGCCAGCUGUCUGUAAGCUCAGGAUUAGAGACCCGGGCCUUUUGUGAGAGCUGGGGCCGGGCCGGCUGAGCCCUUCAUGGGGAGGGCCAGACCACGGGGACGGGGAGCGACUGCCUGGCACUGUGAGCGAGCUGGCCAGCAGACAGCAUGACGGCCUUCUCCUCGCCUGCCUCCAGGGCCUGGUGCGGGCUCUCUUCUGCCCACUCUACCCAGCUUGGGGGCCCCACCCCAUCAUCGCCCUCCUGAGCCUCUCAGGGCGCCCUCCUGGAUGACAUCGCAGUGGGCAUUGGCCUCCCCUCCAUGCCCCACCUCCACUUCGGGUCAGGAGCACCCCUCACCCACAGCAGGACUGGAAGCCCCAUGGGGCCAGGAGGUGCCCAGGGGCCAGGGAACUUGGACUUGAGUCCACCUCGUGGCUGUGUGACGGUGGACAGGUGGCAUGCCCUCUCUGGGACUCAGUGUCCUCGUUGCUAACGCAGGAAUGGCGCUCUCCCAUGACCCGGUUUGGGGACACUACGUGGAAGGAAGCACCACAGCACCAGGGGCUGGUGUCUUCUUCCUGUCCUCAGCUGAGGGGGAGCAGAUCAGCUUCCUGUUCGACUGCAUCGUCCGAGGCAUCUCCCCCACCAAGGGCCCCUUUGGGCUGCGGCCGGUUCUCCCAGACCCAAGUCCCCCGGGACCCUCGACUGUGGAGGAGCGCGUGGCCCAGGAAGCCCUGGAAACCCUGCAGCUGGAGAAGCGGCUGAGCCUCCUCUCGCAUGCGGGCCGGCCGGGCAGUGGAGGGGAUGACCGCAGCCUGUCCAGCUCAUCCUCAGAGGCCAGCCACUUGGACGUCAGUGCCAGCAGCCGGCUCACCGCAUGGCCAGAGCAGUCCUUGUCGUCGGCCAGCACGUCGCAGGAGGGGCCUAGACCAGUAGUUGCCCAGGCCCCCGGGGAAGCCAUGCUGGGUGCCUCAAGGCCACCUCCCAAGCCGCUGCGGCCACGGCAGCUGCAGGAGGUCGGCCGCCAGAGCUCCUCGGACAGCGGCAUCGCCACUGGCAGCCACUCCUCCUACUCUGGCAGCCUCUCGUCCUAUGCGGGCAGCAGCCUGGACGUGUGGCGGGCCACGGACGAACUGGGCUCACUGCUCAGCCUGCCAGCAACCGGGGCGCCCGAGCCCAGCCUGUGUACCUGCCUGCCUGGGGCCGUCGAGUACCAGGUGCCCACCUCCCUGAGGCCCCACUAUGACACACCGCGCAGCCUUCGCCUGGUUCCCAGGGACCACAGCCCCGCCUCGCAGGGCAGCCCCGGCGACGGUGCAGCCGGGGACUCAGGCGGCCAGACGUCCGCUGGGUAUCCCUCUGGCUGGCUGGGCACGAGACGGCGGGGCCUGGUGAUGGAGGCCCCCCAGGGCAGCGAGGCCACACUGCCCAGCCCGGCCGCCGGCGAGCCCUGGGAAGCAGGCAGCCCCCACGUGGGGCCAUCCCCGGCUUUCUUUUCGGCAUGUCCAGUCUGUGGAGGACUCAAGGUAAACCCCCCUCCUUGAGGGCCACAGAUCUGGCCUCGUGGCUGCAAAGGGGCUGAAUUUGCCCCCAGAUGGGAGAGGAGGUGGCGCUGGCCUCCUUGCUCUGUAUUCUGCGGGAGGGAUGGGGGGGUCUCCCGGAGAGGGGAGUUGGAGGGGGCGCCCUGCGGCUGCCAGUGGAGGAAGGGGCUGACGGGGAGGUGAGUUUUGGGAGGCAGGGGCUCUGGGUCCGGCAGGUCGGGGUCACCAGAGCCCCAAGGCCCAGCUGCUUCACUCUGUGUCCCCCAACCCUGAGGAUCAGGUGGGUGCUGCAUCUCUGCUGGCUGGUGCCUCGCACUGGGGCACCAAGGGCUGGAGGCCCCGCUGCUGGCCUUGUCCUCCUCGGGCCUCACACCCGCUUUGUGGGUGGCCGGUUCUCCCCGUCACCUCUCUGGUGUGGUCACACCACCUGCUAAGCACCAAGCCACCACAGAGGCUCCGGACACCCGGGCUCCACCAGCCCAGCCCCCGGGCUCCGUGCGCGCUGGCCCUCGUCCCCUUCUAUGGGAGAAACGGAAGCUCAGGAGGCUGCGUGGCUCGCCGGGUCUCUGGGGUCUGGGCCCCACUGCUCCCCGAUGAAGCCCUUGUGGGCAGGCUCCGGCAGCAGGCGGUGUCCUCGGAGCAGCCUCACCUGCUGACCCCGCGGGGAGGGGCUGCGUGCCCCAGGUCCCUAGUGGCGGGGAGGGGCUGCGUGCCCCAGGUCCCUAGUGGGAGUCCCGCUGGCUCCCGUCUGUACCUCCUCGCGGGGCCAAACACUGCCUUGGCAUCUGGAGGCUCCGGGCCCUGCGUGUGUUUCCCCAGGCCCAGGGCUCAGCCCCGCUUGGUGCUCAGCAGCUCUGUGUCGGAGGCGGGGCUGCGUCUGGCCCAUUGUCCAUGCCCUGGGUGGCUUCCUCUCGUACAUCCUGGAGCCGGCCCUGACCACAGUCCAGCAGCUCCCUGUGAACACUUCGCUUUGUCCCUUCGCUGUCGGCCGUUUCUAAACCUGGACACUGUUUGUAAUACAUUCUUAGACUGGAAAUAAAAUAUUCUUUUCUUACCA
Messenger RNA from Chlorocebus sabaeus (green monkey), 5654 nucleotides. NCBI's taxonomy places the organism in Eukaryota, Metazoa, Chordata, Mammalia, Primates, Cercopithecidae. The record is from RefSeq and is a predicted model, not a curated record.